Lathyrus sativus (Indian pea) is the source of this 585-nucleotide messenger RNA. The record is from the annotation of a GenBank genome assembly. Lineage: Eukaryota; Viridiplantae; Streptophyta; Magnoliopsida; Fabales; Fabaceae.
AUGGAUUCAAAAUUAUCAUUCCUCAUCCUUGGCCUAAUGGCCAUGGUUCUUUUUAUUUCCUCAGAGGUGUCAGCUAGGACAUUAACUGAGACUUCCACUAAUGCCAACAAAGAGGAGGUUGUUGAAAAGUCAGAUGAAGUAAAUGAUGCCAAGCAUUUUGGUUAUGGCGGCUAUGGCGGCGGCUAUGGUGGUAACGGAGGCUAUGGUGGCGGCUAUGGUGGUAACGGAGGCUAUGGUGGAGGCUAUGGUGGUUACCAUGGAGGCUAUGGUGGUUACCACGGUGGAUAUGGUGGAUACCAUGGUGGUGGUGGAGGUUACAAUGGUGGAUACGGUGGCUACCAUGGCGGCGGUGGUGGUUACAAUGGUGGAUACGGUGGAUACCAUGGUGGUGGAGGUGGUUACAAUGGUGGUUACCAUGGUGGUGGAUACGGUCAUGGAGGAGGCUAUGGUGGUGGUGGCGGUGGUGGAGGAGGUGGUGGAGGAGGCUAUGGUGGUGGUGGAGGCGGUGGUGGAGGAGGCUACGGUGGCGGUGGUGGUGGCGGUGGUGGUUACAUUGGUGGUGAGGUUGCCACAAAUGGUAACUAA